This is a messenger RNA of Mercurialis annua (annual mercury), 952 nucleotides long. Its product is annotated as nascent polypeptide-associated complex subunit alpha-like protein 2. NCBI's taxonomy places the organism in Eukaryota, Viridiplantae, Streptophyta, Magnoliopsida, Malpighiales, Euphorbiaceae. The record is from RefSeq and is a predicted model, not a curated record. The transcript is spliced from 4 exons. The coding region runs from base 87 to 764 and encodes 225 amino acids. Gene Ontology annotation, cellular component: cytoplasm; nascent polypeptide-associated complex. Gene Ontology annotation, biological process: protein targeting to membrane.
ACACCGAAAGGCAGAUAAAAACAGAAACAACUCUAUCUAUCCCUAAACCACCUCUUCUCACUCGUCUCGUCUCUCCGGCAGUAACCAUGUCUCCAGCUCCCGUUGUUGAGGUUGACGCCGCUAAACCAGAAGUUUCCGACCAGAUCUCUUCUCUCGAAGAAGUUGUCACCCAGAAACACCUCAAGAAUGAGGAUGAACCUGUUGUUGAGGACGUGAAGGAUGAUGAGGAUGAUGACGAGGACGACGAUGACGACGAUGAUGAUGACGACGAUGAGAAGGACGAUGGUACUCCCGGUGCCAAUGGGAGCUCAAAGCAGAGCAGAAGUGAAAAGAAAAGUCGUAAGGCAAUGUUGAAGCUUGGGAUGAAACCGGUUACCGGUGUUAGCAGAGUCACCAUCAAGAGAACCAAAAAUAUUUUGUUUUUCAUCUCAAAACCAGAUGUUUUUAAGAGCCCGAACUCUGAGACAUAUGUCAUAUUUGGGGAAGCUAAGAUUGAGGAUUUGAGCUCUCAGCUGCAGACACAGGCUGCUCAACAGUUUAGGAUGCCAGAUAUGGCAUCUGUGCUUCCAAAAUCUGAUGCUUCUGGAGCAGCUGCGGCGGCCCAGGCUGAUGAAGAAGAGGAAGAAGUUGAUGACACAGGAGUUGAGCCUCGAGACAUUGAUCUAGUUAUGACACAAGCAGGAGUACCGAGGGGCAAGGCUGUUAAGACGCUCAAGGCACAUGAUGGAGACAUUGUUAGUGCUAUCAUGGAGCUUACUACAUAGGUGGGUUUUAAAUUAGCAACCAGAUUGUUUUAUCCUGAAAACUUGUCUUAUGCCAUGUUCUUGGAACAUUUAGUUAAAAAUUGUAGUCAAAUUGGCUCGCUUGUCGUCUGGCGACUGAAUUAUUUGUCUUCCAAACUUGCGAAUUUUGUGGCGAUUCAGUUUUCGAGCAGUAAUAUCAGAUUUUUUUA